Messenger RNA from Dendroctonus ponderosae (mountain pine beetle), 9397 nucleotides. Its product is annotated as plexin A3. Gene Ontology annotation, molecular function: protein binding; semaphorin receptor activity. Lineage: Eukaryota; Metazoa; Arthropoda; Insecta; Coleoptera; Curculionidae. Gene Ontology annotation, cellular component: semaphorin receptor complex. Gene Ontology annotation, biological process: negative regulation of cell adhesion; semaphorin-plexin signaling pathway involved in axon guidance; regulation of cell migration. The transcript is spliced from 17 exons. The record is from RefSeq and is a predicted model, not a curated record. The coding region runs from base 569 to 6334 and encodes 1921 amino acids.
CAGGUAGGCGCUUGCGUCAUCCAGGGUGGGGUAGAACAAGUCUGGUUCUCUGGUUGGUCUGCGAAACAAGACGGUAGUCAGCCGAUUCCGAACGGGUCGUGGAUUUACGUUCGAUUAUCGAAAUGUGUGGGCUAUUUGGGGACGUCACGUCGGUCUAGCAUUACCCAGUUCUUGUUAUUUACCUUAAGUUGCGAUAUAAACCUUGUGAGUGAUUGAACACCAGCGCAAUAAACUGAUAUUCGUAUUUGGUGCAUUGGACGUGGACUGUCAACAAAUAUAAGUUUAAUAGACAAAACCAAUUCUAACCUCAACGCUUCAAACUACGUGAUUUUUAAUGAGGUUUUAGUGGUAUGUUGUUAGUUUCUUAAGUGUGUGUUGAUGUUGAUCGAUGUCAUAGUUUAACAACGUUGAAACAGCCGGCGAAUGUGUUUUUGUUUGCAUUUUUCAAUCCAGAAGCAGUGUUGAAAAGUUAUCUUUUAGGCGCAUGCCAUGUGCUUUCACGUCCAAAGAGUGCGAUAAACGAAAAGAAGUCUACUUACUAGUGGCCAAAUGACGUGAAAGUGUGGCCAUGGGUGCCGCCACCAUGAUGCGGUCGUCGCUGGUAACGUAUUGCUUGGUGGUGGCAGCAAUCAUCGCAAAUGUGGUCGCUGUCGCCUCGCCAACGGAUAUUAUUCGAAGCUUUUCCGAUAAAGAUUAUGGAACCACAUUUAACCACCUGGUCGUUGACAAGAAUACCGGAAGAGUUUACGUUGGAGCUGUGAAUAGAUUAUACCAACUAUCACCUGAUUUGGAGCUUGUAGUGUCGGAGCAAACUGGGCCUAAGAUGGAUUCAGAUGAUUGUUCAGUAUUGGAAUGUCAUAACACUAAGAACAAGAAGCUCACUGAUAAUGUGAACAAAGCAUUGGUGAUCGACUACACCACAACCCGACUGAUUGCUUGCGGCAGCUUGUUUCAAGGUAUUUGCACAGUGCGAAAUCUGCAAAAUAUUUCGGAUGGAGCGAUAGAAAUUCGGGAAGCUGUAGUACCCAACAACGCAACAGCUUCAACAGUUGCAUUUAUAGCACCUGGACCUCCACAUCCGCCAGUGUCUCAAGUAAUGUAUGUGGGUGUGACAUUUACACUGGGCUCGUACCGCUCAGAAGUUCCAGCAGUGAGUUCAAGAUCGUUAGACAAAGACAAGAUGUUUGCAAUCGCUCAAACCGCAGUGACUACUGGGACCAGAAUGUUCGUCAAUUCUUUAGCUAGAGAACGUUAUCCAAUAACGUACGUUUACGGUUUUGCGUCGGGUGGUUUUAGUUACUUUCUUACAACGCAAAUGCAACACACAUCAUAUAGUCAAUUUAUCAGUAAGCUGGUACGAGUCUGUCAUGAUGACGAAAAUUAUUACUCGUAUACGGAAAUUCCAAUUAAUUGUACCACUGAAGGUAGAAACUAUAGUCUGGUUCAAGCAGCUUACGUCGGUAAAGCGGGAUCAGAUUUGGCAUCUGACUUGGGCAUUACUGCACAAGAUGACGUGCUAUUUGCGGUAUUUAGUGAAAGUGAUAAAAUUGUUAUGAACAAACCCUCAAAUUUCUCAGCCUUGUGCGUCUACUCCCUUAAGGCGAUUAGAAGAAAAUUCAUGGAGAACAUUAAGACCUGUUUCAGUGGAAAAGGACAGCGAGGACUGGAUUUCAUAUCUCCUAGUCAUGCAUGUGUGUUAACGAAACUGUCAUCAAUUGGGGAGGACUUUUGUGGACUAGACGUCAAUACGCCAUUAGGAGGAGAGGAAGCUGUUCCUGCAGUUCCAGUUCUUGUUUUCAACACUAGAUUAACCGCUGUUGUAGCUACUUCAACCGGCGAUUUUACUGUUGUUUUUAUUGGCACCAGCACCGGCCAUUUGAAGAAGGUUGUCGUAGAAUCUGAAAAGUCCGGUCUCGAAUACGGUGACAUAAUUGUUGAAGAGGGUUCCCCGGUAAAUCAAGAUCUCCAUUUUGAUUCGCAACUAAUGCACCUAUAUGUGAUGACUGAAAAGAAGGUUUCGAAAGUCAAAGUACAAGAGUGCACUGUUUACAAGAACUGCAUGGAUUGUCUGGGUGUAAAAGACCCAUAUUGCGGAUGGUGUUCAUUAGAAAACAAGUGUAGCCUUAGAUCAGAUUGCCAAGACGCUGCCAAAGAUCCCCUCUAUUGGAUCAGUUACAAAAGCGGUCGUUGUACGACUAUUACCUCUGUCAUUCCAAAUCAAUUACAAAGAACAACAGCUAGGACACUGGAUUUAGUAAUAGAUAAUUUACCAAGUCUUAGUGGCCAUUUCUUAUGUGCUUUCACUGCCCUAGAUAAGACUUUAGUAACCAAUGCUACAAGAAAAGGAUCUGGUGUUAAUUGUACUACACCUAGAACAGAUUCACUUCCGUCCAUACCGCCCGGUCAACACCACUUUACGGCAAAAUUAUCAGUUAGAAUGACUUCAGGUCCAGAUUUUGUUGCGACAAACUUCACAUUCUUCGAUUGCAAUACUUACAGCUCUUGUACUCAAUGUGUAUCGUCUUCUUUUCCAUGUGACUGGUGCGUUGAUGGUCAUAGGUGCACUCAUGACACAGCCGAAAAUUGUCGAAACGAUAUUUUAGUGACUGGAGUCAGUAGAGCGGGUCCCAGUUACCGAUCCGGACCGGCCUUUUGUCCAACAAUCAAUUCCACGGUAGAAAAUACUCCGGAAAUUCUUGUGGCAUCUGGUAUUAAAAAGGCCAUCAAAGUUAAAGUCCACAUCAUCGGGCAGUUCAUCGUCCAAACUAGAUUUGUUUGUCAAUUUAACAUUGAAGGUCGAGUUACCAGUGUCAACGCUCAGCUAUUAGGUGAUACGAUUUACUGCGAUUCUAUGGAAUUUUCUUAUUCUUCACGUGCCCCUAAUAUAACUGCCACCUUUGCUGUUAUUUGGGGCGGCUCGAAACCUCUGGACAAUCCUGACAACAUUCACAUUGUAAUAUACCGUUGUCAUGAUAUGGCCGAUAAUUGUGGUAUAUGUUUGGCUCUUUCCGAAAAAUAUGAAUGUGGCUGGUGUCAGAGUUCUGAUAGAUGUGAAGUGAAAGAACAAUGCGAACGGGGAUCUGCAGUCUGGUUGAACAGAAGCCAAACUUGUCCCAAUCCAGAAGUAACAUCUUUUAGUCCAGAACUCGGUCCGUGGGAAGGUGGAACAAAUAUCACUAUCCAAGGAAUUAAUUUAGGAAAAACAUUCCAAGACAUUUAUACUGGAGUUAGCAUAGCGGGAAUCAAUUGCCAACCAUAUGAACAUUUAUAUAUCAAAACUAAACAAAUCGUGUGCAUAGUGGAUGGUCCUGGAACUAAAGAACCACGACAAGGACCCGUCACCGUUAAAGUUGAAGACUACAGGGGAGAAUCUAAGACUCAUUUUAGGUUUGUUGAUCCGUCAGUUAUCGGUAUAUCACCGCGAUAUGGUCCAAAGUCUGGAGGAACGGCCCUUCAAAUUACUGGAGAAUACAUGAACGCAGGAAGCAACAUUCAAGCGUUUCUUGAAGAUUUGCCGUGCAAAAUUGUAUCAACGGAACAAAACCAAGCCUUAUGUAUUACAAGCGCUUCCAACACAACAUCAAGGAAAAAAUUGCGAAUGAAGUUUGACAAAGGUGAUCGAUAUUUGGAAAACACCAUGUUUGAAUAUGUCGAUGACCCUGUUAUCGAAUCAGCCGAGUCCGGGUCUCCAACUGGACAAAUUAAGUUUCCCAAAGGAAUUCCUGCGGGUGGAAUCAAAAUUUCGGUUACUGGUAGGAACCUGGCCUACAUUCAAAAACCGCAAAUGUAUGUCUUCUAUGCGCAGAAAAUGUUUAUCAGUGAAUGUGCUGUGCUAAGCAAUACAAGCAUGAUCUGUAUGAGUCCAGUUAUAGAUGAAGUCGAAGACUCUAAAUUGGAUGCCGACAAUCCUUUAAAGUUGGAAUAUGGUUUUCGCAUGGAUAAUGUGACUGGAGUGCAAAACUUAACUCAGUCGAAAAAGGAAUUCAAUCCUUUCUUACUAUAUCCCAAUCCUACAUUCAAUCCUUUCGAUAAAGAAGUUAAAUAUUACAAAUCAGACUACUUGAAUAUCAACGGUCAAAACAUUGACCGGGCCUGCCAAGAAUCAGAUGUAGAAGUAAGAAUCGGAACCAGUUAUUGUAAUGUAACGUCAUUAUCGCGACAGCAAUUAACAUGCAGACCACCUGAAGCACAACCUCCUGGAGUAGACGGUCAGACUGGUCAGCCUAAUGGGGAGGCCUUGCCUGAAGUUGUGGUGAUAGUUGGAGGAUCUUUAAGAUACAAUAUUGGCCACUUAUCGUAUUCGUCGCCACAAAGCUUAAAUGGCACGUUCACCAAACCAGCGUUAUAUGGGGCAAUUGGUAUCGCUGUAGUUAUUUUGGUCUCUUUCGUUUUGUUCUUGAUUGCGUACCGAAGAAAAUCUACCGAGAACAACAGAGUUUUGAAAAAUAUGCAAGAACAGAUGGAUAUUUUGGAACUUCGAGUGGCAGCAGAAUGUAAAGAGGCGUUUGCUGAGUUGCAAACAGAAAUGACUGACUUGACGAGCGAUCUUACAUCUGGGGGUAUUCCUUUCUUAGACUAUAGGACAUACGCAAUGAAAAUUUUAUUUCCCAACGAGGAGGAUCAUGUGGUACUCCAAUGGGAUCGACCAGAACUUCUUUGCAAAGACAAGGGUCUUCGACUGUUUGGUCAGCUCAUUAUGAACAAAACAUUCUUACUUUUGUUUAUUAGAACCUUAGAAAGCAACCGAUACUUUUCUAUGAGAGACAGAGUAAAUGUAGCAAGUCUUAUAAUGGUUACGUUACAAAGUAAAAUGGAGUACUGUACAGAUAUUUUAAAAACCCUUCUCGCGGAACUGAUAGAGAAAUGCAUGGAAGGUAAAAGUCAUCCGAAAUUGCUCCUAAGACGAACAGAAAGCGUAGCGGAGAAAAUGCUUAGUGCUUGGUUCACAUUUCUUUUAUACAAAUUUUUGCGGGAAUGUGCAGGAGAACCUCUAUUUAUGUUGUUUCGAGCUGUUAAGCAGCAGGUCGACAAAGGUCCUGUAGAUGCUAUUACCUCGGAAGCAAGAUACUCUCUCAGCGAAGAAAAACUCAUCCGACAAUCAAUAGAUUUUAGACCAAUGACUGUAUAUGUUUCCAUAUCUCAACAAGCUUUUGUGGGUGGUUUGGAUAUUAAUACAGAUAAUGUAGCCGUGAAGGUUUUAGAUUGUGACACAAUUAGUCAAGUUAAAGAAAAAUGUCUAGAUACUAUAUACAGAGCUACACCCUAUUCCCAGCGACCGAGAAAGGAAGAUCUUGAUUUAGAAUGGCGAACAGGUACCGCCGGACGGUUAAUACUGUAUGAUAAAGAUAGUACAACCAAGCUAGAAGCCGAAUGGGAAAGAAGAAAUACACUACAGCACUAUAAAGUACCUGACGGCGGAUAUCUUAAUCUAGUAUCUAAACAAAGUUCAAUCUACAAUUUAAGUAUUUUCUCUGAUAAGAACGAUAAGACUCACAAAUAUGAAACUCUUAAUUUAAACAAACUGAGUUCUGUGAGCCCGCCUCUGAGUAGAGCAACUAGUCCUUUGAAUCAUGAUCACGAUCAAAGAUUGAAAGUUUGGCAUUUAGUGAAGCAUCAUGAUAAUGAUAACCAUAAAGAAGGAGAGAGAGGAAAUAAGAUGGUUUCAGAGAUAUAUUUAACAAGGCUUCUUGCCACGAAGGGUACCCUACAAAAAUUUGUGGAUGAUUUAUUCGAAACUAUUUUUAGUACAGCACACCGUGGCUCAGCGUUACCUCUUGCCAUAAAAUAUAUGUUCGAUUUCCUCGAUGACCAAGCUCUACAGCAUGGGAUCUCUGAUCCCGAAGUAGUGCACACGUGGAAGAGCAAUUCUUUACCACUUAGAUUUUGGGUUAAUCUAAUUAAAAAUCCUAAUUUUGUGUUUGAUAUCCAUAAGUCAAAUAUAGUAGAUGCUUGCCUAUCUGUAGUUGCUCAAACUUUCAUGGAUUCAUGUUCCACUUCAGACCAUAGAUUAGGAAAAGACUCGCCUAGUUCUAAGUUACUUUACGCCAAGGACAUUCCGUGUUACAAGGAUUGGGUCGAACGGUACUACUCAGAUAUCAAAAUGAUGCCAGCCAUUUCAGACCAAGAUAUGAAUGCUAUGUUAGCAGAAGACUCAAGACUUCAUACCACAGAAUUUAAUACAAAUUGUGCAUUAAACGAACUUUAUACAUAUGCUAUGAAGUACAACGAACAACUAACCGUCACUCUGGAGGAAGACGAAUUUUCUCAGAGGCAGCGCUUAGCUUGGAAGCUAGAGCAGGCACAUAAAAUAAUGAAUGAGGCUGAGCAACCAUGAUAUUGGCCUGACCUGACGUGCCAGUCAGCGGAGAUUGAUUUGAUGUGUUCAUCAGAUGACACUUUGCCUAUACAUUCAACUAUAGAUGACGGUGUUGAUCUAAUGAGGCCAUCAGCCCCGCCCCUGUCACCAGCACUUCAGGAAUUAGCUUGCUGAUAAACGAUAGAAGCGAAAUUAGUCCCCUGCCUUCCAACAAGCUCUUUGUCAUUGACUUCACACAAUCAUACAUCUAUCAAGCUAGUUUGGUUGGUUAAGGCUUCCUUAAAACACUUUUGUACAUUGUUGGAUCUAAAUAACUACGAGUUUACACAAUUACGCAUCUUAAAUAACUUUUUCAAGAAACAAUGGCGGCUAGAGGUGCUCCCUCUGAUCUUUUACAGAUUAUGUCGCAUAAGUGAUCCGCCCGUAAAAAUUCAAUGUUUUCACAAAGUAGUUAUCAAUAUUUAGGAUCGCAAGUUUAAGCAGUUGUUAAUUUGAAAAGCUCAAGGUAAACAUUAAAAAAAUUGAAACGUGAAGAAUUUGAAGAAAUUUUUACAAUAUCCUUUACAUCAAGUCGAAGCACCUAUGAAAGUGUUUUAAUACGUUUCUCGUUUUGUUAUUCUUAUUGACAGCACCAUAACCAUUUCACUUUUACAAUACCAGCAGUUGUGACAAACGAGUGGCUUAGAAGGGGUUGGACUAAGUAAUACAUAUCCCUACGAACUAUUAAUUCUCUGUGUGUUACGAAAUUGCUGUUGUGCAAUUAUAAUUGUUCUGUGUAUAUGAGGGGGCAGUACUCACUCAAGUAACUCGGAAGUGCCUCUAGUAGAUUGAGUGGGAUUGUCUCCAAAAAUCAAUGUACUAUAUUUUUAUGAUAGCAGUACUAGAAUUUUUAUGCUUUGUUGUGCUGAUCGUCAGCCUUAGUCCAUACUUUCGAUUAUUAUAAUAUCAAAUCAUAAUAUUGCUUUUUUAUAUGUGUAUUAUUUAUAUACCUUUAUACAAUUUAUAAUGUUUUUAUAUUUUAGUUGGAAGCUUGUACCCUAUUUCUACUACAAAUGUUUUCUUUGAAAUAAUUAUAAACAGUUCUUGAAUUUUCAAGCUAUCGUUUCCUAAUGCGUAUGAUGUAUUGAUGUCAUAUAGUCGAUUAUAAAAAUGGUAGAAUUAAGGUACACCACUCGAAUGCAAUCAUUCUUGAUUGUCUUCCGAAACGAGGAAGUACCAGGGUGUAGUAUUACUUGCGACCUUUCAAUCAUUUAAUGUCAAAAGUUUAUACAUAUGAAUGCUUCUUUUUUAAUGGACUGCUUUGUGUUUAUCGACAUAUACCCGAAACUUACAAUUAAAACACGUAUCUUCACUAUACUUUUAUCCGUUCGUCCGCGAUUAAAUUUAAUUCUUAAUAGAACAUUUCGAAAACCUCAUGCCAUAAAUGACUAAAUCUACUACGAAAGUCCAUUGCUAAUGAAGCAAUACUAUGCACGGGUCGAUUUUAAUGUGUUUUGUGUAUGUAUCAUAAGGCUGUGUAAGUUAAUGUGUAACAACCAGCAUAGUACAUUUCUUAACAGAAAAUACUCGUAAAUAUGUGUCUAUAACCUCUGUACCUACUAUAAAGGCUUUUUACACUAUAAAGUAAUGAUAAUAAUCAUGUUGUGCAUUUUCUGUGUGGAAAUGUAUUGAUAUAUAUGUAAGAGUUGGGCCGCACCAAGUUUUGAGGAUUUUUACUACCUAAAGCUAGAUUUGGUUUUAAGAACAAAUCGGUUGGGUUUUGCGCAACAUCUUGAUAAUUUAAAUCAGAUCUGCCAUACCGCCAAAUUUGUAAAUUUGCUAUUUUUCUAACACGUAUAAUUUCAUUGCGUUCCUUUAUGAUUGUUUGAUGGUUCCAUUGUGUCUCGUUUUAACCAUGCAACCUAUUUUUCUCAUACCCUGAAUGUGAGUGCUCGAAAUGUAAAUUUAAACAGCCUUUGAAAUAAUGAAAACGCUGGAUUAUUUCUAUUGUACUAUUGCUGAAUGUUUCUGAAAUAAAUUUGUUUCGGGCAAUUAAUUCAAUUCUAUUUUUACUUUUCAACCAGAUAAUUCAAUGGCAAAAAAAUUAUAGACUGAUUCAACCACAAAAUUUUUCCCUGAAAAUAAUUUUUUACUAUCAUUUUAUCAUUGUUAUACCGCGGUUGCAAAGGUUGCAAAUGGUCUAAGUCGUUAUUUCUGAUUGAAUUAAUUGAACUGGAACUGGUUAGUGAGUAGUGCUACCUAGUUUCGGAUUGAAUGGUCAUACAGAAAUAAAUAAAUUAGAUUCGUGUCAUUCUAGCACUUCCUUAGUGUUAAAAACCAAUAGGCAUUUUUUAAUGUUUACGUAGCGUCUAAGACAAUUUGAUAACAUUCCUUUUUAGUGAGAGUGUAUUGUGUAUACUAAACUUAAUUUCUAUUUGGUUACCUGUGAAUGAAUGGACUCUCUUGGCAGCUUUCUAAAUUAAUAAUUUCAGAAGAAACAUUCAGUAAUUUUAAUCAGGAAUGCAUUUUGUUUCUACCAACCAAAACAAUUACGUUCAUCAAUUAGACGGAACAAGAUAGUGGCAAUAAUUUUGAAUGCGAAUUAUUAGGGACAGUUUUAACAAAUUCUACAUUAAUUAUUGAGGGAACAAAAAAAUCGAAUGAUAUUCCUACGUGUUUCAUCUCUAAGAAAUUUUAAUAUAUUAGAAAUUGAAUUUAAAUUUAUGAGCAUCAUUCCUAAAAGACAUUGUUUUUGCUUUCCAAAUACGUAAAAGCAGCUGCGCAUAUCAUGUUCACAUAGGUACUACCGUUUUCUUUUUACUCAUGUAAAUGUUUUAUCGUUUUAUUUAAGUACUGUAUAUACAAUUUUUAUGCCAAAAAAUGCUUCUGGACAACUGCAUAGUAAGAAUUGUAAAUACUAAAUGUAUGUAAGUAUGGUUUGAUGAAUGAAAGAUACUGAAUUUUAUGUACGCAUCCAUCGAUAUAUUCAUAGUAAUAUGUGAAUAUCUGAUUGCAUCUGCAAUAAUAUGAAUGGUAAUGUAAUACUAUAUGUUAUUUUAAAAGACUGAAUGGAGUUACUAAACUACUUAAUAGAAAAAAUUA